Etheostoma cragini (Arkansas darter) is the source of this 4553-nucleotide messenger RNA. Its product is annotated as fas-binding factor 1 homolog. Lineage: Eukaryota; Metazoa; Chordata; Actinopteri; Perciformes; Percidae. The record is from RefSeq and is a predicted model, not a curated record. Bases 865 to 4515 code for a protein of 1216 amino acids. Gene Ontology annotation, biological process: cilium assembly; establishment of epithelial cell polarity. Gene Ontology annotation, cellular component: ciliary transition fiber; ciliary basal body; centriole. The transcript has 33 exons.
CAAAAAAAUAUUCUUGCAUUCAUGGCAAGGCAUUUUAAACAGAGGUUGUCUACUUGUAUACCGUGUUAAUGUAACAAUUCUCUGUGUUGACAGAAUGAUCAAUGAUGCUGGCAUCCAUGCCUAAUCCCAAUUCUGUCACGCCUGAAAUAGCCUGAAGUCUCAUGAGAAAUUGUGUAAAGCUAACUUUAAGCAAUGUGCUUACUGCUUAUUUGCUUAUUAAGAUUGCAACAUCAGGCCUAGACCUCACUGAAUUAAACAUAGGCUAGAUAAAUUAUUUAUCUCUAUAUUUUUGUUGCAACUGAUUUGCUCUGAUUUAGUCUUUUAAGCUCUGGCGCCACCUGCUGGUAAAACAUUUUGGUAGAUUUCACCAAGUAAGCAAGUUAAAUAUGUCAAAGCAAGUCUUAAACAAGCUAUUGCUGAUCCCUGCCUCAAAGGGUACGCCAAAACUACUCUACCCACAAUACACUGCGGACGGAAAACAGGAAGCGUGUGUCUCGCGCCGGUUAUGGUUGUGGCUUUGUGGUACGUUAGUGCAGCAGUGUAGUAAUCCCUCAAACAUUACCCUUCUGAUUUUCCCUUUGCAGUGUGUUCAGCAUAAAUCUAUAACUUUGUAAUGAUUAGCAUACAGUUUGUGUUAGAAGACUGAAUUAGCGUAGGUUUGCAAUAUGGCUAGCUUAACGAACAGCCUUGUCCUAACGUUAACGUUGUGUGGCAGUGGUGUUCCUUCAGAUUUGUUUCAAUGUUAACGUUUCUCUAGCUAGCUAACAGAGAGGUUACCAAUGGAGACGGGAGACGCCUAAUCAGAUUUAGCUUGGCUAGCUAACCUAGCUACAUCCAAUUCAACGCUACCAGGAGAGAUUUAACAUGGCUACAAAGUUGAAGAGCAAACCAUCCAAAAGUUCAUUCGCAGAUGAAGAUUUGCUCGACAGCCUAUUUGAGGAUAAAAAACUCCCAGUAAUGGGGAAAGCAACUCGCCGUGGACUACUGAAUCGCACUUCUGCCACAGAUAACAUCUUCAGUAUGCUAGCAGAGGAGGUAAAGAGGGAUGGCGGGGACACUGAGGACUCUGAUGUCUCAGCAGCUGAUCCCAAUGACAUACUGAAGAACAUGAAGGAUAUGGAUGAUAUGGAUGCUGACCUUUUUGCAUCAAAGAAAAAGCCCAGUUCAGCCCCUGCACAAACAAAGCCGUUUGGCAGCAAAGGACCAAAGAAAGACUCGUCCACGUUAGAAAGUAAAAUAAAACCAGAGGGAGCAGAUGAACUCGGCACAGAAGGGAGGACGCCUAACUCUGCACCAUCGUCUACAGCACAUAAGUACAAGAAGCAGAGCUUCUAUGACAGUGGUGAUGAUGAUGAUGAAUGUCUUGGUCAGACACCUAACGAUAAAGAUCUAGACGACCCCUUGGCGGAUCUCCUUGAUGACUUGCUUCCAGAUGAAACCAAGCCUGAACCUAAAUCUAGCAUACAGCGGGCCAUUCCUGAAAAGUCUGUCCCGUCUCCUUCAGCAUCACCUAUCCUAAAGACUCAAACAUCUAAAGCAGCAAAAAAACGAAGUGAUGUCACGUUUGACGACGAUAAAGAUGACCUCAUGGACGCACUGGGAUUUGACAGGGAUAAAAACAAUCCUCAAAAAAAAGAGACUGUGCUUUGGUCCAACAAGGGAAGGAGUGAGACCCCUCAGAGACCACGUACUAAACUCGAUGACAUUCUGGAGAGUUUGACUUCACCUCUUCUUUUGGAGCGACCUCCCACGGGCGAGAAGAAGGACCAGCCUCAGUCUCAAGAGAAGCAGCAACACGAGAAAACCUUCAGCGUGAAAGAACCACUUUUAGAAGGUGACCUCACAUUUGGCUCUUAUCAGCCCACGCUGGGAUCCACGCCUGAGGGGCGCCAGUCCCGCAGACCGUCUGUCAGAUUUUCUACAGAUGAUGUCGAUCCCUCCACCCCAGAGAAGAAACCAAAACCCACCACCCCCACAAGGCACCGCAACUCCGCUGACUGGUUAGGCCUCAAGACAAAAGACGACCACACCUUUUCAGAGGAUGAUGCCAAAGAGACUUCAGCAGUGUCUCCAAAGGUUCCUUCCUCUCCUUUAUUAGAGAGAAGACCCUCCCUGACUGGUAGUCAUGCCACUUCUUCUGCAAAAAUGCCAGCAGACACCCCUGCCUUAACUGAAAAUAUCACCAAACAAACCAUGCCUGAGAGCUCAAAAAGCCAUCAGAAAGAGGAAGAGGAGGAGGAUGAUGAUUGGUUAGCAGGAGCCUUGAGCAGGAAGAAGGCUAUGUCAGUGUCAAACUCUGAGGCAAAAACAACCAAGCAGGAAAACUUUUCAGCCCUGGGGGAAGAAUUGGAUCUGGAGUCGAGUGUUAGUAAACCAGUCACUUCACAAGCUCCCAGGGGCGGAGAGGACACACUUACAUCUGUCAAGGAAACUAGCAGCACUUUCCUUGGUCAGCCCAGCCCCACUGCUCACUCCACUCCUGUCAGAGAGACAACGACCAAGCAAGAUUGCCCUCCUCAACUUACUGGUCCUUUGCCAGUCCAUGCUGCUAGCAUUAGCCACACCCAACCCCAGCCUCAGUCCCAACCUCAUCUCCUACCAUCCAUAAAUGGAUCCGGGGUACAAAGAGGACCCAAUCAGCUGCAGUUGCUCAACCCUAUUUCUACUAUAUCGCCUGGCUCAAUGUGGUCCGUUCCACAGCAAAAUACAUCAACGGCUGUCCAACAACAGGUUACACUUUCAGCAGACAGUCUGCAGCAGCUGCUUCUACAACAGCAGAUGAUGCAGUCUCAGUUGCUGUGUCUCGGGGGUGUUGUGGAUGCAGGGGUCACGCAGAGACUCAAAGAGAGAGAGCAGCAACCUGGAGAUUAUCCAGUUUUACAGGCUCGCAUCAUCCAACUGGAGGGACAGGUGAAGACAUUGCAGCUGGAGCAAGAUCAAAGCCAAAUGUUGCUAGAGACUGUCCAGCAGCGGCAUAAACAGGAUAUGGAACUCAUGGAGAACACACACAAGGCUCGUGUGAAGCUGCUUGAGGAAUCGGCAGCUCAGAGGGAGACACAGGCACGGCAGGAUUGUGAAGACCUAAUGGAACGUCUGGCAACUGUAACACGAUUAGCUGAGCAGGAACGCUCCGAGCUGCAGACUCAGUACCAGCGCAAACUGGCCCUAGCCCAGCAAGACAGAGACCGCGAGGUGGAGAGACUCAGAGACCUGCAGAGGAAAUCUAUCUUGGAGAUGAAGAAAGACCACGAGCACCAGGUCCAGAGAUUGAGGAAAUUAAAGGACGAGGAGAUUGAUGCUGUUACAAGCGCAACAUCUCAGACCAGGUCUCUUACAAUGGUGAUUGAGCAAAUGGAGCAGUUCUCCUCUCGGCUGGGGGACAUUUCUUCUCGGGUGGAGAGCACACACGAACAUACGGCUCAUGGCCUGGAGCAGGGGACACGGCACAGAGACGAGCAGCUUCGAAUGAUGCAGGACCGUCUGGCCCAGCAGCAGAAAGCCAUGGCGGAGGAGAGAUCUUACCUUAAGGAAAUCAUUUCCAGGAUGGACACACAGCUCAAUGAGCAGCAGAGACAGCUUGAGAAGGAGCGCUGGAAGAUAACAGCAGAGCAGGCCAAGGCAGAGUCAACCCAAAGAGGCCUUGAGGGAGAGCGGCAUGCCCUUAGUAUGCAGAUCAACAUGGAAAGAGAGGAGCUGGAAAGAGCUAAGAGUGCACUACUGGAGGAGCAGAAGUCAGUGAUGCAGCAUUGUGCAGAGGAGAGGAGGAAGCUGGCAGCUGAGUGGGCCCACUUCCACUCCAUGGAGAAGCAAAGGCAUGAGAGGGCUGAACGGGAUGUCAGCAGUCUCUUGGAGAAGAGAGAGGGCUCCAUCAUCAGUCUGGCACAGGAACAAGCUGACUUAAAGCUUCACACUGCAGAGCUAAAACAGAAGGAGAUGGCUUGUGCACAAGAGAGGGAGACUCUGGAAAGACUGAGAGAAGAACUGGACAGAGAGAAAGAGAGAAUAAGCAGCACAGCCUUGAGACUUAAGACACGAGCCCAGGAGGUGGAGGCCUUUAGCAAGCUUGCCUCAGACAAGUUUGAGGAAGGAGAAGUAGCGUUGCAGGAGGCAAAACGUGUGGAGAGUGAACACGAGGCAAGGCUCAGAAAUAUCCACUCCCAGACAGAGCGGCUGAGGCAGCAGGAACAGCGAAUCCUUCAGGAGCGAAUGCGGUUAAGUCAUCUGCAGAAGGACACAAAGAGGCUGCAACUAGACACUCCGAUUACCUCUUUAGCACAAAUGAUUCCUCCCAUUUUACCAGAUGCAGGUUCAGUUUUGCCAAACCCUGAGCUGUCAUCGACCCUGAACAUUCCCCCUCCUACUUCAUUUGCCAACUCUCAGUCCAUGGCUCUACAGGCCAGCCUGGCUCUGUGGAAGUACACUGCAGAAAAGGACCGUGAAUACCUCCGAGAUGAGCAGAUCUUUUUAGAGAAUUUGAAGAAGAAAUCUUACAGAUCGCCUUUCAAAACAGAUUGAACUUGUAAGAUUUUUUUUAUUAAACAUUUCAGAUCAAA